Molecule: messenger RNA, 892 nt
Organism: Olea europaea var. sylvestris
Lineage: Eukaryota; Viridiplantae; Streptophyta; Magnoliopsida; Lamiales; Oleaceae
Product: aquaporin PIP2-2-like
Exons: 3
Coding region: 62-790 (242 amino acids)
Biological process (GO): transmembrane transport
Cellular component (GO): plasma membrane
Molecular function (GO): water channel activity
Source: RefSeq, a predicted model, not a curated record
CUCCCUAUCAUCUCAUAUACAAGAAAUAAAUACAUAAUUUUUUUUCCGUAGUUUGUUAAGUAUGGAAAACCACGUUGGAGUGGCGAAGGACUACCGCGAUCCACUGCCGGCCCCGCUGAUUGGCUUGAUGGAGCUUACAAAGUGGUCAUUUUAUAGAGCUGUUAUAGCUGAGUUUAUAGCCACCUUGCUCUUCCUUUACAUUACGGUUUUGACUGUGAUUGGGUACAAGAGCCAGAAUGAUACUCAUUGCGGCGGCGGCGGCGUCGGAAUUCUUGGUAUUGCAUGGGCAUUUGGUGGCAUGAUCUUCGUUCUUGUCUACUGCACUGCUGGAAUCUCCGGGGGACACAUUAAUCCAGCAGUGACAUUCGGGCUUUUCUUGGCCCGACAGGUGUCAAUGAUCAAAGCCAUUAUGUAUAUGGUGGCUCAGUGUUUGGGGGCCAUUUGUGGCGUCGCGCUGGUGAAGGCGGUACAGAAGUCACACUACAAGAAAUAUGGCGGCGGCGUAAAUGAGCUCUCCGAUGGCUACAGCACCGGCGGCGGAUUGGCAGCAGAGAUCAUCGGAACAUUCGUUCUUGUCUACACAGUUUUCUCUGCCAUUUAUGCCAAGAGAAAAGCCAGGGAUUCCCAUGUCCCUGUUUUGGCACCUCUCUCAAUUGGAUUUGCAGUUUUUAUGGUUCACUUGGCCACUAUCCCGAUCACUGGUACUAGUAUUAAUCCAGCUAGAAGCUUUGGACCUGCAGUGAUCUACAACCAGAAAAAGGCUUGGGAUGAUCAGGUUAACAUAGCCUAAAAGAUUUAUAACGAACUAAGGGUGCUUUUGGUUUGUCAUUUUCAGUUUUGCAAAAUACUGAAAACGUGUUUGAUCUGUUAUUUUAGAAAAUGCAGUUUUGAA